AUGGCCUGGAACAACCGCCGUGGUGCUAGAGGACGCAAUGCGGACCGCAUGAGGCAAGAUGAGGAAGAUGAGGCCUUACUUCUUAUGAGUGCAUCGUUAAUGUUAAUGCAUCCGUCACUUGCACACGUGGAUAAUAAUCAACCACUUCCACAACAUGAUGGUUCAUUCACAGAUAGGCGGUGGGUGGAACGCGUACUCUACGGUCAUCAUAGACGCUCAAUAGACAACAUGCGCAUCACGACUGAUAAUUUCUUGCUACUGUCCAAUAUCCUUGUCGAGAGACAGUACGUUCCACACAAUUACCAACAGCGCGUGCCCAUACAGGAGGCGCUUGCUAUGACUUUAAUGUUGGUCAGCCACAAGCAUAUGCACCGUGUGUUGGGGACUAUUUUUGAUCGAUCCAUCGAGACGAUUAAUCGAAAUAUAAAAAAGGUGCUCCGAGGCCUGUGUCUAUUUGCAGCUGAAAUAAUACGACCGGGUGACCAGACUGCAGUUCAUCCACGAAUUGCAAACUCAACUAAUUUUUAUCCGUGGUUCAAGGAUGCCGUGGGAGCGAUGGAUGGCACCCACAUCUCAGCUUGUCCUCCGACAGGCGAGCAAAUGGCAUAUACAAAUCGGCACGGGUGGCAAUCACAGAAUGUUCUGGCAGUUUGUGACCAUGACAUGCGCUUCAUCUAUGUGUAUGCUGGAUGGGAGGGAAGUGCACACGAUGCGAAUGCUCCUGGUUUCAUGCCCCCGUAUAAGAAUGUGGGGUCCGAAUCUCCGUCAAAGACCUUGUUCAAUACUCGACAUUCGCAACUUCGCAAUGUCAUUGAGCGCACAUUCGGUGUGCUUAAGAAAAGAUUCAAAUGGUUAAAGGGUCCGGUAGAUAAUUUUUAUAUGAGCACUCAAAUCAGUAUAGUCAUUGCUUGUUGUGCGUUGCACAACUUUUUAAGGAUGCACCAACCAGAAGAUGCCCAUUUUCAACGGUUUGAAUCAGAAGACGUGCACUUAAAUGAAGAGCCAGAAAUAGGCGGGCUAGUACCUCAGCCGUUCGCAUUAAACGUGUCUCCUACAGAGCUGGCGGAAUGGAAAGCUAAACGAGACUACAUAGCGACUCAAAUGUAUGCAGCACGGGGACGACGCCGCCGUUAG
This is a messenger RNA of Coffea arabica (coffee), 1134 nucleotides long. RefSeq lists its product as uncharacterized. The record is from RefSeq and is a predicted model, not a curated record. NCBI's taxonomy places the organism in Eukaryota, Viridiplantae, Streptophyta, Magnoliopsida, Gentianales, Rubiaceae.